UCCAUUCCCACAGACGGGAACCAAAAUAUCCCUUUGAAAAUUUCCUCGACUAAUUUUUAUUACAACACAAGACGUGCUCCCACACAUACACAUACACACACACACAGCUCACUCCACUCUUCGUCCUCCUCCGUAUCUCUCUAUAUACACGCAAAUCUCUCGAUUCCAUCUCAGAAAGCUAUGGCCCUAGACACCCUCAAUUCUCCGACGUCCGCCGCCGCCGCCGCGGCUGCUCCCCCGCUUCUCCGCCGCCGCGACGACCCAGAGGCGGAGGAUCUAGAGCCGUGGACAAAGAGGAAACGCACGAAACGACAGAGUCUGGAACAUCCGGAUCCAACCAAUAACCCGCCUUCCGAGGAAGAGUAUCUUGCGCUCUGUCUCCUCAUGCUCGCUCGUGGCUCCCCCCCCGACACGUGUCCUCCUCCCCUCAAGUGUACGGUCUGUGGGAAGACGUUCCCCUCUUAUCAGGCCUUAGGCGGUCACAAGACCAGUCAUCGCAAACCCACGUGUCAAACCGCUCCUGGAACCGAAGACCGGUCUAACGGUAACAGUAACGGUAUCAGCAACAGCAGCAACAUUACGGUCGGCGGUGGUCAGAGUGGACGGACUCAUACGUGUUCGAUAUGUUUCAAGACUUUUCCGUCGGGUCAAGCUUUGGGUGGACACAAGCGUUGCCAUUACGACGGCAGUAACGUUAACGUUAACGUUAACGGUAUCAGCAAUAACGGCAACGGCGUUGACGUGGUCAGCGGCGAAGUCGAUGGGGAUGAGAGAUGGUCAUCGGAAGGGGACAAAGAAGAAUUGACCGCGAGCCACCGUGUCUUUGAUCUGAAUUUGCCGGCGGAUCAAUAUUUGGAGGCGGCGGAGAAGGUUUUUACCGGCGAAGAUCCACUUGGAAAAAGUCAACUCUCCGGCAAAGAGGUUCGCCAUGGACACUGAAGAUAAUUAUAUGGUUGUUGGAGCUUUUGUAAUGAAAAUGAUGGGAGUGGACUUGGAUUAUCUUAUAGAUAUAAUAUUUUUAAAAUAAUUGAUAUUCCAAAGAGAAAAAUAUUUUUUUAGGCAUAUAAAA
Molecule: messenger RNA, 1069 nt
Organism: Tarenaya hassleriana
Lineage: Eukaryota; Viridiplantae; Streptophyta; Magnoliopsida; Brassicales; Cleomaceae
Product: zinc finger protein AZF1-like
Molecular function (GO): DNA-binding transcription factor activity
Source: RefSeq, a predicted model, not a curated record